AUGAUGGGCGCGGCCAAGUCCGCCGCGAGUCCCGCCAAGUCCGUCGCCAAGUCAUCCGUCGCGAAGCCUUCGGUAGCGCCGUGGGCCAGGGGCCUCGUCGACAUAGCGGCCGACCCGGGCGGUAAAGAGGGCGUUAAGUGGUUCGACUCCGACCUCGUGGUGCUGACGGAUAAGUACCCCAAGGCGAGAACGCACUACCUGGUGCUCGCGAGAGACACGUCGCUGGCGGCUGGACCGUCCGCGCUGAGGGCUUCGCACGCCGAGCUGGUGGAGCGGAUGGCGACGGUCGGACGGGCAAUCGCGGCGGAGAAUGCGGCAAAGGUGAACGGGGGCGAAGAAACAAUCGCGCCGCUUCUUCGCGCCGGUUUUCACGCCAAACCGUCGAUGCCGACGCUGCACAUGCACCUCGUGUCGAGCGAUCUGCGCGGGAGCGGCAUGAAGACGCGGCGGCACUGGAACACGUUCGCGACGGACUUCUUCAAGGAGGCGGACGACGUUGUCGCGGCGCUGCGCGCGCGCGGGAGGGUGGACUGGGACGAGGAGGAGGAGGAAGCCGGGGUUGCGAUGGCGAAACUCCGGUGCCACAGAUGCGGGGACGGUCCUUUCGCGCAGAUGCCCAAGCUGUUCGCGCACCUCGACGAGUGCGAACGGGCGCUCUAG
Micromonas commoda is the source of this 660-nucleotide messenger RNA. RefSeq lists its product with no specific name. Gene Ontology annotation, cellular component: nucleus. Gene Ontology annotation, molecular function: double-stranded RNA binding; single-strand break-containing DNA binding; mismatched DNA binding. Gene Ontology annotation, biological process: double-strand break repair; single strand break repair. The coding region runs from base 1 to 660 and encodes 219 amino acids. Lineage: Eukaryota; Viridiplantae; Chlorophyta; Mamiellophyceae; Mamiellales; Mamiellaceae. The record is from RefSeq and is a predicted model, not a curated record. The transcript has a single exon.